AUGUCACAUUCAGUAAAGAUUUAUGAUACAUGUAUAGGAUGUACUCAAUGUGUACGAGCCUGCCCAACAGAUGUAUUAGAAAUGAUACCUUGGGACGGAUGUAAAGCUAAACAAAUUGCUUCUGCCCCAAGAACAGAGGACUGUGUUGGUUGUAAGAGGUGUGAAUCCGCCUGUCCGACGGAUUUCUUAAGUGUUAGAGUUUAUUUAUGGCAUGAAACAACUCGAAGCAUGGGUCUAGCUUAUUGA
This is a messenger RNA of Vigna angularis (adzuki bean), 246 nucleotides long. Lineage: Eukaryota; Viridiplantae; Streptophyta; Magnoliopsida; Fabales; Fabaceae. The record is from the annotation of a RefSeq genome assembly.